AGACCCACGCUGCAGCUGUGAGCACCUGCUUACAGGGAGGCCUGGGGGUUGGGGAAGUCCAGGAGCUAAAUUUAGUCCAAAAGCUGCAACUUAAAUUGGGUGGGUAUUUACCCUGGGGAAGCUGGGAGGGGGAGGGGAGAGGAAUCCUGACCCAGCUGAACUUGUGAGAGCACAGAUCACCCCUAGUGUCACUGAUACUCAAACCACAACCCCCUCCCCCAGCACACCCUCAGAAAGGAGGCAUCCUCAACAAUUUGCAGGCCUUUUGCAUGCUUGAUCUUUCUUGUGCGUAUCAAGUUUGUUCCUAUCACUACCCCACCCUCAUCUCAAUUCUCAGGGGUCCAGUUCCUCUGAGUCCUUCCCUAAAUUCCCACUAGUGCACCAAACCCAGGGGCCCUCCCCACAUUCCUCUGCCCUCAGGCUGCAGCUUCUGCUCUCCCAAGUCCCUCCAGAGGGUUUCAGAGGUCAGCGAACAGGUGUCUGGCCACACUACUCCCCUCUACGGGGCCAAGAAAAGGGAUUGCUUGGGGUCGGGUUCCCUUUCCUGAGAACUUCCACAUUGACCCCAUAAUGACCUCAGUGACCAGAGGAAGGAAUCCUUAGGGGCUGCACUGAGUCCUAGCUCUAAAAUAAGAGGGGAAAGGGAGCAGACCCCCCGAUGAGAGCCCACCUCCUGAGAGGUCAGAGGCUGGAGGCCGAGAGGGAGCUCAUGGGCGGGCAGAAAGAGAAAGGGGGUGCUGAAGCCGGGGAGCCCUGCGAGGGGCUGCGACCGCACCUCCACCUGCGAUUGGUUCUCAGGCUCAGGGCAAACGCCAAACCUGCCCAGCAACAGCCCUGAGCAGAGGGAGGGGAGCUUCGGGGAAGUCAGCUGAGCCGGCACCGCCCAGCUCUGGGCUUCCAGGAAUCGCUGGGAGGGCCCCAGCCUCCACCCCACCCCUCCCUGGGUCUCAGGACUCUGCCUUCGGCCUUCUAUACCUACUGGGCGGGCUCGGAUCCCGUUUCCCUGGCCCCCCACAUCUGUGAUUCCCUGCUGAGGCCUCUUUAGGCUCAGCAGAGACGUUGGAACUGGGCUUUCCUUGUGGUCCCCUUUCCUCGCUCCCUGCCCUGGGCUGACGUCAGUUUUAUCUUCCUUCUCCAUUCCCUUUUGCCUCCUUCCCCACUCGCUCUCCUCUUAAGAUGUCCAAAUUCUUCCUUCUCAGCCACUUUCAACCCAGAGAAAGCCCGAGUCCCAAAGCAACAGGAAGAUGUGCGGGGGACCACGAGUGUGGGGACAUCCUGCCGCCUCGGGCAACUCUGUCGUCCCCCACAGGGUUCAGGUGCUCAGAAAACAGCAGCCACUGAGUUCACUGUUUCCGCAGGCCCCGUAUUCCCGGCCGUGCUCAGCUGGGCUUGUGGAGUCGCGAGCGGGGGCGCUGCUGCGGUACCGCCCCUCCUGGGCAGCCCGGCUUCCAGGAGAGACUCGGCCUCAGUCUCCGAAUGGCAGGGGUCUGGGAGAGGAUGUGAUGGCAAAGGCCUGCCCCUCUCAGGCCGCCUCUAGCAAGUUCUCUACCUUGAGAGAAGCGAGUAGGAGGAGGAAGGAGGCCAGGCUGAGCCAUCUCUGAGGAAUGUGGCUUUGGCAGGACAUCCAGUGCUGCCCCGCUCCUCCCUCAGCCCCGCCCAGGGCCCCGGAGCCGGGCCGGGCUCCUCCUCCUCCAGGGGAAGGGCUCGGGGCAGGAAUCCCUUCCCUUUCCCCACCCCAGGAGAAGCCCCAGAGCGUAGGGAAAUGUGUACGGCAGAAAGGGAGACAGAAGGCAGGGCUAGAGAAAGGGAACAGGAAAAAAGAGCUUCGACAAGCCAACUGCCCUUCGCUCAGGCCCCAGCGGAAAGGCGCAGAUACCCGGAGACUUCCCAGAGAGACUCGACCCACCAAAAAGCGCACCGCGGCCGCGCAGCCCUUCCUUCAGCUCUGGAACCCAGCGCCCCACACCUCAAAUGGGAGAACUGGUGACCUCUAGUGGCCCAUGACCAGCCUGCAGGGCCUGGGGCUGGCGGGGAUUCUCUGACCCAAACAAACUCUCCUGGGCUCUAAUGCUGUUCCCCUGCCCACCCUACCGUCUGCCUUCACACUGCUGAGGGGUCCGUAGCCGACAAGGAAGAGCUCAUUUCUCAUUUG
Molecule: messenger RNA, 2152 nt
Organism: Gorilla gorilla gorilla (western lowland gorilla)
Lineage: Eukaryota; Metazoa; Chordata; Mammalia; Primates; Hominidae
Exons: 1
Coding region: 1605-1994 (129 amino acids)
Source: RefSeq, a predicted model, not a curated record